Molecule: messenger RNA, 2782 nt
Organism: Neopsephotus bourkii (Bourke's parrot)
Lineage: Eukaryota; Metazoa; Chordata; Aves; Psittaciformes; Psittacidae
Gene: SERTM2
Product: serine rich and transmembrane domain containing 2
Exons: 2
Coding region: 1046-1327 (93 amino acids)
Cellular component (GO): intracellular membrane-bounded organelle
Source: RefSeq, a predicted model, not a curated record
GCUCACCGACUCCCUCCCUUCCCUCCGCGCCGGGAGGCAAAACAGCCCGGGCGGCACCGUCCUCCCUGCUGAACUGCUGCCUACCGCUGGGCAGGGAGGGGGCUGCUUCCAGCCGAGCGGUGAGGCUCCCGAAAGGAAGGUUCCUUGUCCCCCUUCUCCCAUCGCCCGCGGAGGGAGCGCACCAGCAGUGAUGCUGUUCAGUCAGACUGUCAGUUGACAUCUCCAGAGCCGGAGGAAGAGCCGUGCCUGCCAGCGAAAAGCGCGACUUCAACAGCAAAGGAGAAGAAAGUGCACCCGCCGUGUCUGUUGCUGAACAGACAAUAUCCUGACUCCAGCGAUCAGACAGCAGACCUCCUCUGCAUGAAUCCCACUCCCUGGGAGGAGAUGUUCCCAGAUAAAUCAUCAGCAAGCUCAUGGGCUGCACCAGCUGCUCUAGUGCCUAGUUCCAACACCCCUGCCUGCUCUGAAAGAAAGUCAACUUUUUGCGUGUUCCUAACAAGAAACUCAAAACUCCAUACUCUUUAAGCAUGUAUCAAUAGCUCUGGAUUAGGAGAGAAGAGACUCCCCCCAGCAGUCUAGCAAAGCAGACAACAACCUUCCCCAGCUCAUGCAAGGACAAACGACAUGCUGUAGGAGAAUCUGGCAGAAAGCUGACUGACUGGAAAACAGCACCUGCAAAGACCAGAGCUGUGCAAACCUUUGCAGUUCAGUUUGAGAGAAGGACCAAAGCUUUUCACCUACCAAAGGAGGUGGCCUACCAAAAGAAGGACCAAAGCAUUUUCAAGACAAAAUAAAAGCCAGAUACAAAAUAUAAGUCUAAUGCUUGUUGUCGUUGUAAAUGACAAAAUGAGUUGAAAAGGCCUAUAUCAUGCAAUCUGCUUAACUGUGUGAAUCAGCAGUCUUGGGAUGAAGAGGAUGGAACAGUUCUUGCUGAAGCCAUCGUGUAUCCUAAGUUUCCUCUCUUGACCUCCCUGGUGAGUCUGGUAAGAGAAGACAGCAAACCUGAAAGUAAAUGGUGAAAAUGGACCAAAGGUGACAGAGAGCAAUGACUGAGCUUUAUUUCAAAUUCCGUGGGAACCUGACUGGCCGUGUCCACUUUCCAACUCUGGCUACAGAAGCAGGCACAAGAGCAGAUAAGUAUUCCAGCCUCUAUGUGUAUGUGGGAUUGUUUCUAACACUUCUGGCUAUCCUUCUCAUAUUGCUUUUCUCCAUGCUCUUGCGCCUGAAGCAUGUUAUUGCCCCAAUCACCACAUCUCCGGAGAGCACUGAGAAUACAGUCCAGCAGUUCACAGAUGUGGAAAUGCACAGCAGGAUUCCUACCACUUAGAGACCCCAAAGCAAAAAAGCCUCUGUGCUUGUGAAACAUGUUUUGUUCUGCAAAAUGGUGGUGGAAAGAAUCUGCCUGUCUGUUGAGCCCUAGAACUUACUGCACAACCAUCAACAGCAGCACAGAGCAUCUGGAGAGUGUCAGGCAGCUCAGACUGACUGGCUGGGGCCCACUGGCUGUUGACACUACACACAAUGUGUGUGCAACAGCCUCGGUAAAACUGACAUUACAGAAACCUGCUGUUAGGAAAGCCUUCUAUCCCUCCAAAAGGCCUUGCAGAAAAUGGUAGAAGUCGCAACAACAGCCAAAAAACCCAGAGAGACAUGUACCAGAAUGUGUUCUGGAGCCUGGAUUUGCUGACUUCUCUCUCUGCCCUUAAAUUCCUUGUGAAGAGUUGAAUUAAGAAAGUGGCGUAAACAGGAAAAGCCCAUGGGACAUGGACAGAAAUUAUCAGUGGUUUGGAAAUUCUCAGGCAUUUAUCCCAUUCAAGAAGGAAAACCAUAAACUGCUUUUUUCCCACUUGAUUGGCAGAUUUACACGGCAGAGUUUCAGAAGUAUACAAAUGUGUCAUCACCUGCUGGAUGUAUUGCUUCCUGACAUUAAAAACCACACAGGGAAGAGCUGCAUUCCAGAUAUCAGAAAGAGACAGAACUUUUAAAAGAGGAAAGAAAAUAAAAAUAAAAUUGAACAAAGGUUGAAAAUCAAAAGAAAGUGUCAGCAGGAAAUGAGCACCAGGAGAAAAAAAACCUGUUAAAAGACAUUCUACCUCUCUUUGCCUUUGUUCUCCAUUAGAUAACUGAGGUGAAUAUAAUCAUGUUCAUGCCGUUUAGCCUCCCAAGUGUCACUCAGUAAUUAAAAUGCAAUGUGAAGUGUGAGUCAAAUGGACAUCAUUCUCCUAAACAGACCCAAAUUCAUAAUCCCAUGUCCUCUCGUACUCAUGUUGGGUUUUCUUCCUCAAAAGGCAGACCAGGUCUGCCAAAGCUUUUUCACUUUUCAUUUGUUUUCCUCCAAAGAAAGUUGAAGAAACGCCAGGGCCUGGCACUGCAAUAAUGAAUAGGGUGAACAGCUUUGGACAUAGACUAAUAGGGAACAAGUAGAUGGAAAGUUAACUCACUGAGCACUAAAAGAUAGCACUAGAUUCAAAUAUCCUGGCAGAUCAUUUGGAACAGUGAGGAAAAAAAAUGUUUCCUUACAUUUAUGAAAUGAUAAUCUGACCCAGUCCUCUCACCUCUGACUGAUGGCCAGAGACAGACUUUGCUUCUGUGGAUGGGAAAGAUGGAAUCAAAUACAGCAUGUUACUGCUGGGAGAGUCACUGCCUCUUACAGACAAACCUUGGGCAAGAUUGAUUGAGCUACGUGUUUACAAGGCAUGAUUUUUACCCAUCUUCUUUAUUGCAGUCUCAUUCUGGCUUAGCUAUACAAGCCCUGUGUGCUUUCCACAUUUAUAUACACUUA